CACUGCACGUUCGAAGGGGUUCACGCGCUUCCGGUUAGUGUGGGAAACGUGUGGGAGAAGCUGAGUGAUGUGAGGAGUUGGUGAAGAUCGAACUGUCAUAUAGACAGUGGUGGAAAGCUCGUGGCUGCGAGAGGAGCGUGCAAUGCAUUGUCAGUCUUGUCAUAGUCGACUACCAUGACACGUUGGUGCGUUACGCACGAGGGAUGUCAACAAUUUAGAAAUCAAAAUGUGCACCAAAUCAGAGAGGGAGUAAUUAUCCUUUAGUGUGCACCGUAUUGCUUCAUUCUUGUCAUAUUUUGAUUCAAAUACAAACAAACAAGUGGAAUUGGUUAGGAGCCUGCAUCGACCCCUUUGCAACCAUUUUCAGUGAUGGAGGGGCAAAGGGAUCUACACAGCCCGGAGUUGAGUGAAGGGGAGAGCGUUUCUCCUUCUCCUAGUCUGCCUUCACCGCCCAUCCUGCCUCUCCAAGCAGCGCAGCAGGCGCACAGAACCACCAACUUUUUUAUUGACAAUAUUCUACGGCCAGAUUUCGGCUGCAGGAAGGAGCAGGGCUUAGGUGCGAGGGAGAGGUCGCAGACUUCCAGUCGAGAGCGCGCCCACCCUUUGGUCGCCAGACCGACUCAUCCUGGAACGCCAUGCCAGGACUCCAAUUGCAGCAGCGACAGCACUUCUUCUUCCACCUCGUCCUUGGCCUUGUCUCCAACCCCCAAAAAGAGCACCUCGUCCUCGAAAGCCAACGAGAGCUCCGUAGGCAGCACGCCCAAGUUCAGCGAGAACACUUCUCCUGUUAUGGUUGUGAGCGGCGUUAGUAGCGGCGCAGCGCCCUCCCCCGAGUCCCAGCCGCUGCUGUGGCCUGCCUGGGUGUAUUGCACUAGAUACUCGGACAGGCCCUCAUCUGGCCCAAGGACACGGAAAUUGAAAAAGACGAAAAACGAAAAGGAAGACAAGCGACCCAGAACGGCGUUCACGGCUGAGCAGCUUCAAAGACUGAAGACGGAGUUCCAGGCCAACCGUUACAUUACGGAGCAGAGGAGACAGUCUCUAGCCCAGGAGCUCAACCUCAAUGAGUCACAAAUCAAAAUCUGGUUCCAGAACAAACGGGCCAAAAUCAAAAAGGCCAACGGCUAUAAGAACGGCCUGGCUCUCCAGCUCAUGGCGCAAGGAUUGUACAACCAUUCCACCACCACCAUUCAGGAAGACAAGGAGGAGAGUGACUGAGACUUCGCUUGCCCCAAAUGUGCUACAAACUCGGAAAACUAUGGUGCAGGAGUCACCUUUUGGGGACGGAAUAUUUGUGGAUAGUCAAGGCUAGUGUAAAAUAUGUUCAAUUUGUUGAUAGGCUUGUGUAUGAACAUAAACGAUAAAAAUAUGCAUACAAGCUACGAACAUGAUGGAAAAUAAAUAGCCAAAAAUUAGACUGUAUAGAUAAUUUAAGGAGAAAGGGAUACAAUACUACUCACCCUGCACUUGGAUAAUGAUAUGAUUGUUAUCUUUGUCGCUUUAGGCCUAAUGUGUGAUUUAUCUCUUUUAUAUCAAACCUCGAUGAAUUUACAGACUCCAUGAUCUGCCACUUCAAGCCAAAGAUUUUAUCGAAAAAAAAACAGCCUGAAAAAAAUAACAUCUAUGAAUCUCUCUCUUAUAGACUAUACUUUCUUCCUGAACUGCGAGUCCCUAACAAUCAGUAGGCCACUGUUUUAAGAUAGUUGUCUGCCGCUUGAUGUAUGCCUCAACCUAUGUGUGGGCCUGAAAGAUUGGCCUAUAUGACUCAUCUCGUGUUGGAUUCGCGAUAUCUUGGAAUACUACAACGAAAUAUAUGUGAUCUCCCUCGACAGUUAGAGGGAGUAUAUUAUCUACUACAUCUAAACCAUGUUUCCAAAUUAACAUUUUUAUAUUGGAAAAAAGGCAACACUACUCUUUUUUGUAUUGUGCACUACUCUGUGCAAUAGGUUCAAGGAUUAAAUUAAUAAAUCGUAGUGUCUGUGGA
This is a messenger RNA of Salvelinus sp. IW2-2015, 1984 nucleotides long. RefSeq names its product homeobox protein engrailed-1-B-like. The record is from RefSeq and is a predicted model, not a curated record. Gene Ontology annotation, cellular component: nucleus. Gene Ontology annotation, biological process: multicellular organism development; regulation of transcription by RNA polymerase II; neuron differentiation. Gene Ontology annotation, molecular function: DNA-binding transcription factor activity, RNA polymerase II-specific; RNA polymerase II cis-regulatory region sequence-specific DNA binding. NCBI's taxonomy places the organism in Eukaryota, Metazoa, Chordata, Actinopteri, Salmoniformes, Salmonidae.